This is a messenger RNA of Durusdinium trenchii, 2253 nucleotides long. The record is from the annotation of a GenBank genome assembly. Lineage: Eukaryota; Dinophyceae; Suessiales; Symbiodiniaceae.
CACACACACUCGGGGAUUUCACCUGAAAGUGUAAAGGCCAGAUCUAUUGCCUAUACAGAUGACUCAUAACAACGUACACCAGGUGGAUGUAAGGCGCCUCGAUCAUGCUGAUGCCAUGCUGUGUGAAGCUCCAAGAACCAGUUUUUGGAGAGCACAAACUCAUUUGCAGAUGAGCGUUCUCCCACACUUAAAAGUGAGGUUUCUGUGAGGAUCUCCAAGCUGUCCCUCGGUUUUUCGCUGGACUCGACCGGCGCUUGGACUUCCCGUGGUUUCGCUCGAGGGCCACCGCAGGGUGGCCGUAUUUUCCGGUUGCCCCCACAGGGGCGGUGCCGCGUCGCGCCGCGUGGUGUGAGCCUGUUUCCAGCCAAAGCUACAGCUGAAGGAGGUGAGCCAUGGCGGCGCGUCAACCAGGGAGACCCUUGCAGCUGAUCCAGUUGAACAUGGAAGAGAGGAAAGUUGAGGUCAACGAAGAUGCGUUAGGCCGACUUGAAAAGCGCUUGAGAGAGCUGGGCGCUACAGCAGUGGCGGUGGUGUCUGUCAUGGGCGCCUUCCGCACCGGCAAGUCGUUUCUGCUGGACCUGUUCCUGCGCUUCCUCAGAUGGGAGGCCGAUCACCCCAGCGAGGCCGCUGAGGCGGCGCAGGCCGAGGCUCCAGCGCGGGGCGGCGACGAGGAGUUUCCGCUGCCCAGCUGGAUCACGGCCGCGGGCGCCGCCUUGGAGGGAGCCAGUGAUGACUCCGAGGGCUUCCGCUUCAAGGGAGGCAUGGAUGCCUGCACAGAAGGGAUCUGGAUUUGGUCCGAGCCCUUCAUGCGGAAGAUCGAGGAUAGAGAGGUGGCGGUGCUGCUCAUGGAUACCCAGGGAGCCUGGGAUAGCAACAUGACCAAGGAGCAAUCUGCCACCAUCUUUGGACUCACGGCCGUGCUUUCUUCCAAACAGAUCUACAACAUCAACAUGCAGAUCCAGGAAGACAAGGUGGAGAACCUCGCGUACUUCAUGCGCUUCGCCCAGGCGGCCCUCAACAAGGCGGCCGCCGAGAUGGAGCGGCAAGGCCAGGGGCCAAGCCGGGACGACAUCGAUCGACCCUUCCAAUCGCUGGAUUUCCUCGUCCGGGAUUGGCGACACUUCCGGGAUGACUGGACUGUGGAGCAGUGCAAGGAUCAAAUGCAGCAGCACUUGUCAAGACAUGUGAAUCCUCAGAAGAUGGUGGAGAACAGUACUGCCGAGGCUUUGCAUGCCAUGUUCAAGCGCUUGAACUGCUUCUGCUUGCCACAUCCGGGCUUGAUCAUCGAAAAAGAUACCUGGUCUGGCAAUGUCUCGGACAUUAACAAAGACUUCAUUCGCUUCAUGGAUCUCUACGUGAGGGACGUGUUUUCCACAGGUUUGAGCACCAAGAAGAUCUUGGGCUCUGAGUUGAGUACAAUGAGUUUUCCGCUGGUGCUGCGCGAUUUCGUGAGCGCCUUCCACGAGGCCGCUCCGGCGGCCAUGUCCUUCACCCAAGCCAUGACCAACUGCACGGUCCUGCUUGCGAAGGAGCAAGCGAUGAAGAGCUUCACGAAAAAGAUGGACGAGGAAGCCCAGAGGCAUCCUCGAGGCAUAAAACCUGAAGAAUUCGAAGAAUUGAGCAGAUCAAUCACUCAACAACUGGAGGAUGACUUCAAAUCUGUGACCAUUUUUGGGUCUGAUGAGACCCGGAAGGACACAUGGAAGGAGAUUCUCGAGAACCUGAAGAGCCUUCAUGGGCGAUAUGCCGAAGAGAAUUCAAGGCGAUUGGAAAAGGUUUUGGUGAGCUUCGCCAGCUGGUGUCUUUUGGGAUUGGCCCUUUUCAUCCUGGACCGCUUGAGUGAUUGGGUUUGCGACUGGUGGUCAACCACCUGUGCAGAAGCCAGUAAGGUUGCGAUGAUGGGCUAUUCUGUCAUAGCUGUAUACGUGGGUUUUCACGCGUACCUGGCCUACCAUGAUCAGGGCAGACUGGCGGUCGUCAUGGCCGGAGGCGAGUUGUGGAAGGAGAUGGUGAGACUCAUGGGUGUGUAUGGCCAGCUAAUCCAGGAGAUGAAUUUCAAAGAGCUUCAAGAGAACAUCCAAAAGGCCCUCAAGCCCGUCCUCAAGCCCGAUAGCGGCGAGAGCAAUGCUGCCAGCAACAAGAAAGAGGACUGAGCCUGCAGUGCUCCAAAACGCACGUGGAGCCGAAAAAACAUGCUGAAAAGCUGUGAGGGUCCACAUUUUGCUUGGAAAACACAGGCGUGCAAAAGGCCAC